Microdochium trichocladiopsis is the source of this 1287-nucleotide messenger RNA. RefSeq lists its product as uncharacterized. NCBI's taxonomy places the organism in Eukaryota, Fungi, Ascomycota, Sordariomycetes, Xylariales, Microdochiaceae. Bases 1 to 1287 code for a protein of 428 amino acids. The record is from RefSeq and is a predicted model, not a curated record. The transcript has a single exon.
AUGUCUGCCGCCCAGGCUGCCAACUACGCCUGUGCGGCCAUCUCGCUCUUCAUCGUCCUGCUUCGCGCGGCUACGACACUAUGGCAGCGCAAGAAGCGCGAUACCAGCUUCGCCCUGGUUAUUCUCUCCAUUGUCUUCAUCAUCGCCCGCAUCGUCGUUAACCACUACUACCUCAGCUUCGGCACCGCUAGCGAUGUCCUAAGUGGAAAGCUGACAGACUACGACCCGGAUCUCGUCCACGCAGGCAGCAUCCUCGUCCUGGUCGCCCGCAUUAUCCUCGCCGUCAUCCUGUGGCUGCAGAUGUGCAUUCUCCUCCUCUUCUAUCAGCACCUACUCUCGGGCAUUACCGUCGUGGCCUACCUUAUCUGCGCGACCUGGAUCGUGCUCGGCGCCACCUUUGUCGGCACCAUAUUUGCGACACUGCUCGAGUGCCGCCCCAUCGAGCUCUACUGGCAGAUCAGCCCGAACCCAGGCCAGUGCGUGCGCGCAUACGCCCAGCUCCUCCUCCAGGGUAUUAGCAACAGCGUCGUUGACGUGAUGCUGCUCAUCAUCUCCUUCCCGAUCCUCAGCCUGCAGAAGCGCACGCUCGGCGAGCACCUGCGGCUGUACGGCCUAUUCGUGCUAGGCACCUUCUGCAUCGUCGUCACCAUCCUGCGCGUCGUGCUCAUCUUUAAUAACGGCUCGUCCCAGGAGACCCGCUCGCUGUGGGCGUCAAUCCAGAUCGUCGUAUCCACCUUUGUCGCCAACGCGCCCAACGUCUACGGCAGCCUGCGCAUCGCGCGGCGGCGCAAGUCCUCGGGGGAACGCGGAGGAGGGCCCGGGACCAACUCGGCCACAGAGAUCCCGCGGCGCCAGAGGCAGCCGUCGUGCGCGGUCCCCGAGGGCCGGUCUUCUUCGCCCGGGCUGAUCGGGUCGUCGUCGGCUGGCACCGACUCGUGGCUCAAGAUGGACGACGUCGAGCUCGCGAUGAACGCGAUGAUGGCGGCCCCAGCAGCAUACCACGACCAGCAAUUCGAGCGUCGUUACCCACAGCAACAACACCACCACCACCACAACCACAACCACCACCGGCCGGGCUCGCUGGACCUCGAUAUCGAUCCGCUCGACCGGCGGCGGCACUCGCGGCAGCAUUCAUCCGGGAAGCUCAUCGCGGCACCGGACCUGGAUCCGGAGUCGGUUGCCUCGGGGCCAGGCGAAGACCCGACGGCCCGGCACUCGUAUCCGUCUUGCUCGUCGUUUUCGGUGACGAACCCGCAUCAGGAGCAUCGGCAGUCGACAUCAAUGUGA